CCAUUUCAUUUCGUUCAUUUCUUAUUCACUCAUUUUCAACCAACACAAAAACAAAACUUUUCCAUUGCCCUCUUUUCUUCAUCCAAUUGGGUAUCUGAAAGUCUCAUCCUUUUCCAGAACAAACCAAACCUCAUCCUUCUUCUGCUUAGUUCUAGCUAAAGAGACAUGUGUGGAGGUGCUAUUAUCUCCGACUUCAUUCCCGGCGGUUCCGCCGCCGCGGCGUCGCGUUCACGGCGGGUUACGGCGGACAUCCUGUGGCCAAACCUGAGGAAGCCAGUGAGCAAGUCCGGCAAGAGGAGGGGCGGUGCCGGCGCCGGUGUGGUGGCGGUUGAUGAUGACUUUGAGGCUGAUUUCAGAGAGUUUAAGGAUGACUCUGACAUCGAUGAGGACGAGGAUUAUGAUGUUGAUGAUGUCGUUGGCGGUGGUUCUGUCAAGGGUUUUGGAUCAUUCGGUUCAACCAAAACCGCCAAGCCUCAGCUCAAAGCUCGUGGACCUGCUGCUGUGAAAUCCAUGGAGCCAAGUGGACAGGUUGAGAAAUCUGCUAAGAGAAAGAGGAAGAACCAGUUUCGGGGAAUCCGUCAGCGUCCAUGGGGGAAAUGGGCGGCUGAGAUCCGCGACCCGAGAAAGGGUGUUCGUGUCUGGCUUGGGACAUUCAGCACUGCUGAAGAAGCCGCAAGGGCUUAUGAUGCUGAAGCAAGGAGGAUCCGUGGCAAGAAAGCCAAGGUGAACUUCCCCGAGGAGGUUCCGGCCGCGUCCUCAAAGAGGUUCAAGCCACAUCCCGAAAUGCAGCUCCCUAAGGAGAAAAUGAACUGUGCUAAGCCCAAACUGAACAACCAGAUGUUUGACUUUGGUAACGAACUCGGGGACUUUUACUCUCAGUUGGAUCAGGUGGAACAGAAGCCUCUGAUUAACCAAUAUGCUAACAUGGAGUCAUUCCCCGGAAAUGGACUUUUAAAUGCAUCUGAUGAUGUGGCUGCUUAUUUCACUUCGGAACACUCGAGCAAUUCAUUUGAGUAUUCCGACCUUUCAUGGGGCGAGCAGGGCCCGAAGACUCCCGAGAUAUCAUCCAUGCUCUCGGCUCCCGUUGAAGUGCAGGGUGUGGCUAAGCAAGAGAAGAACAUGGUGCAGCCUAACAACACUCAAGCUGACUCUGCAAAGACGCUAUCCGAGGAGCUUGCAGAUAUGGAAUCACAGCUGAAGUUCUUCGACACUCCUUACCUCGAUGCAAGCUGGAACGAUACUUCAUUGGAAUCCUUCCUUGGUGUGGACUCAACACAGGAUGUUGGAAACCCAAUGAACCUUUGGAGCUUUGAUGACCUUCCAUCCGUGGGAGGCGGAGUCUUCUGAGAAACCUAACUGAUCUCCCCUGGUUUUUAUGUAAAUAAGGCGACAGGAAUAUAUGAUAGUUUGAGUUGGUGAUGAAGUUGGAAGAAGCAACCGGCUCAAGUGUGUGGAAUUGAGUAUCUUGUGGCUAUAAUAUGCAGUAUAGGACUUUUAUAUAUGUAAUUUAGGUUACUUUUUUCUAUCUUAUCAAAAAACCUUAUGUUUGGGAGAUUUUCAAGUUUAAUGUUCAUAUGGAUUUCAUAUAUGAUGAUAUGUGAUGAUACAAUCUUGACUGAUAUAAAUUGUUUGAUUAAUUUGUUUGGAUUA
Arachis stenosperma is the source of this 1650-nucleotide messenger RNA. Its product is annotated as ethylene-responsive transcription factor RAP2-12-like. The transcript has 3 exons. The record is from RefSeq and is a predicted model, not a curated record. Gene Ontology annotation, molecular function: DNA binding; DNA-binding transcription factor activity. Gene Ontology annotation, biological process: ethylene-activated signaling pathway; regulation of DNA-templated transcription. Lineage: Eukaryota; Viridiplantae; Streptophyta; Magnoliopsida; Fabales; Fabaceae. Bases 166 to 1347 code for a protein of 393 amino acids.